AUGUCACUUAUCCAACUACAACCCCAUCCCUUCACCUCAAUCCCCGCCCACCCUUCCUUCUCCACCGAUUUAUCCCGCCCCGAACUACACCACUACAUCAGCACCGCCCUGCACGAAGCUCUCGAGCUUCUCCACUCCGUCCCAUCCACCUUCACCACAGACCCCAAACUGCGCCCAUCCCCACCAUCACAAGCCAAAGUCAAGCUUCUACGCGGAUGGCGUAAGCCCUCCGAGCCACGCGCAAGCAUCAAGGGUAGGGUGAAGGACAAGUCCGAGUUUUGGGUGUGUCGACAAAGCGAACAUGUCGACGCGAGUUCUACAGGGACCGCGUCGUGGCGCGAAUUCGAGGCGGGAUUGAGAUCGGAACAUGCGGAGCAUGAAAUGGAGUAUACACCUAGUGUUUCUGCUGUGCAGCGGCUGUUGGAGUGGGCAGUGGAGGAUAUUGGGGAGAUUGAGGUCGAUGGGAUUAGAUUUAGGGAUGCGAGUAUGGAGGUGAAUCUGAUAACUCACACCUUCCAUCCCUCCGCCCUGAUAGCUCCGCGCAGCUUUAUAUCCCUAACUAUCUCCGCUGCAUACAACAACUUCCCUCCCCAACCCUCUCAGACCCUGGAAGAGCAUCGCCAGGGCUUUCUAACCGUCCAAAUACCCCUCCACCCAGAAGCAUCGUCCACCCCACAAGCCCUACACCAAAGGAUCUACGCGUCCGUGCCGAAACGCGCCAUCUUCGCCAACUACGCUAGCAUCGAGCGCGUCGAGCUGAUACCGGCUACCCACUUCGCAGAUCAGCACUCAGUCGAGCAGCAGUACCGUUCUCAAUCCCGUAUUGAAUGGACGAUGGCGACUACUUCUGAUGCUGGGGGCUCGAUUCCGCAGUGGGUCCAGCGGAGUUGGGCGUUGGGCGGCGUUCCACGCGCGGUCGUUGCGGAUGUGGGGUUGUUUAUUGGGUGGACGAUGCGUCGGAGGCAGGGUGCUUGA
This is a messenger RNA of Penicillium cataractarum, 975 nucleotides long. Its product is annotated as SRPBCC family protein. NCBI's taxonomy places the organism in Eukaryota, Fungi, Ascomycota, Eurotiomycetes, Eurotiales, Aspergillaceae. The transcript is spliced from 2 exons. The coding region runs from base 1 to 975 and encodes 324 amino acids. The record is from RefSeq and is a predicted model, not a curated record.